AUGAGGAUAGCUUUGCUGUUGCUGGCGGUCUUCGGGCUAGCCACCACCCGAGUGGUCAAACGGGAAGCCAUGCCAAAUGACGAGGAUCUCACUGCAGCUACAGAAGCCGCGACUACUACAGUAAAACCAGAAGUAAGCGGCACCAGCGCCUGGAGCGAGCACGAGAUUCUGGCCAAGAUUUUGAGCGAUCCGGCGAAGAAGAAAAAACUCGACGCCCUCAACCAGGAGUACCAGCUGAAACUCCUCGCCCUGUUCCACGAGCAAGAGAGCGAGAUGGGCGUUGUGCUCGAAAAGCACAAGAAAAAGAAGGAGAAGAAGGACAAGAAGAAGGAGGACAAGAAGGAGCCUGAGCUGCCGACUACCGCAUCUACGACUCCGUCUACAACUCCAGUUACCACCGCAGUCACUACAGGAAAGCCAAAGGAGAAAGUGACUCAGAAAAAGGAAGCUGCUACCUCACCCAGGCCAAAAGCCUUGAGCCAGAAGACGAGUCUAAGGACGGGGAAGUCGGAGGAGUACGACGAUCAGGUCACUUCGGCUGAUGUCUCUGGGCAGGCGGAGGAUAGCGAGGAGUUGAGCUCCGCUUCCCUGGAGGCCGCCUCAAAAAUCAUUCGCCGCAAGCAGCAGGCCGAUAGGCAAAAGAAAUCCGCAGCCAAAAAAGCGCUGAAGGCGAAGCUCAAGAAAAUGAGCCCCGGCGAACGGCACAAAUGGCACCAGGCCAAAAAGGAGGCCGAGGCCAAGGGAAAACGACAAGUCAAGCGCGAGGAAGAGGCCAAGAAGAAAGCAGCUGAAGCCGGCAAGCCCGAUCCAUUGAAGGAGUUCUUCGAAUCGCUGAAGCCGGAAAAUGCCAAGAGGACAUGGGAAAAGCUGUUCCCCGCCCUCACCACCAAGGCUCCCGAGCCGGCCAAGCCGGACGCGAAAAAGCCA
Mesorhabditis spiculigera is the source of this 927-nucleotide messenger RNA. Lineage: Eukaryota; Metazoa; Nematoda; Chromadorea; Rhabditida; Rhabditidae. The record is from the annotation of a GenBank genome assembly.